Messenger RNA from Lottia gigantea (owl limpet), 540 nucleotides. RefSeq lists its product as hypothetical. The transcript is spliced from 3 exons. The record is from RefSeq and is a predicted model, not a curated record. Lineage: Eukaryota; Metazoa; Mollusca; Gastropoda; Lottiidae. Bases 1 to 540 code for a protein of 179 amino acids.
AUGAGACUCAAAUUGUUUGGCUGUAUUUUAACCCUUGUAACUGGCUAUUCUGUUGGUUAUGUUGAGGAUAAUUGUACCUUAAUAAUACAGAACACUGAAUUUAACGGAAAAAUUGAGAUGAAUCCAGCUACACCAAUUCUCACGAAAAGACUUACUGUAAUUACAUUUUGUAGUCGUUUGUGCAAAAACGUACCCGAAUGUAUCUCGCUGCGAUUCAACAAAAAUAAAUUUGAGUGUCUGUUAUACAGUACACCACUCGACAAAAAUCUUACCAAUUAUGUUGACAGUCCUGGCAUCCAAUAUAUGGAGUUCGUGACUUAUUGUUCAAGCAGCACAAGCAUCCUAGAGAUGACAACUCCGCCGCCAAAGUCGACUGAAAUAAACCCCAAAAGUGAUGGUCCACGUAGUUUAACAGGCUGGGGUUUGUUGUAUCCUGUACUGAUAACCGUUGCUGUAAUUAUAAUAAUAAUACUCAUCAUUAUAGCAGUUAACUGUAUCAACGAACACUGCGAGAAAAAACACAACUACGAUUCUAUGUAG